AGAAUAAUUAGAAUUAUAAUGCGUGCUGGGCUGGAAGUUUCAAGGAAGGUGGCCCGAAGGUCACCUAGAAAUAAUGCGAUUUCUUUUUCGUUGGAUUCGCAUCUUUUUCAGGUUUUCGGCACUGCUUGUGAUAAAAGAUCUGUCCUCCUUUUGACGAGGAUUGAGCGAAGAAUUGUGCUAGAAAUGUGAAAAGAGAGAGAGAGACCAACCAGAAAUUGCUUUGCUUUCUGCAACUGAUUCUUUGUUUUGCUGAUUGCGCAAUACUGGAUCCAUGGAGGAUAAGCCAUUCUGUGAUUGGUCCAGAACAGUGGAAGAAUGCUUGAAAGAAUAUGAUGUGAGUUUAGAAAAAGGAUUAAGCUCUCAGCAAGUGGAGAAACACCGACAAAGAUAUGGAUGGAAUGAGCUUCAGAAGGAAAAUGGCAAGCCUUUGUGGAAGUUGAUUCUAGAACAAUUUGACGAUACACUAGUUAAAAUUCUGUUGGGGGCAGCUUUCAUUUCAUUUAUUCUUGCCUAUGUGGAUAAAAAUGACAUUGGUGAGGGGGGCAUGACAGCCUAUGUGGAGCCUUUGGUAAUUCUCUUAAUCCUUGUGCUUAAUGCCACUGUAGGAGUAUGGCAGGAGACUAAUGCUGAGAAGGCUUUAGAAGCCCUCAAAGAAAUGCAAUCUGAGCAAGCAAAGGUUCUGAGAGAUGGCUAUAGUAUUCCAAAUCUUUCUGCCCGAGAACUUGUUCCAGGGGAUAUAGUUGAACUCAGGGUGGGAGACAAGGUUCCUGCAGACAUGCGAAUUGCAUCCCUGAAAACAUCAACCUUGAGGAUGGAACAGAGCUCUCUCACUGGAGAGAGUCAGCCUGUUAUUAAAAGCACAAACAAAAUCCGUAUGGAUGACUGUGAGUUGCAAGCUAAAGAUUGCAUGGUUUUUGCAGGAACUACUGUUGUCAAUGGUUGCUGUACUUGCAUUGUUGUGAGCAUUGGAAUGUCUACAGAAAUAGGACAAAUUCAAGCACAAAUCCAGGAAGCUUCUUUAGAAGAUGAUGACACACCUUUGAAAAAGAAACUUGAUGAAUUCGGGGAAUAUCUGACAAAAGCCAUUGGUAUUGUUUGUCUUCUGGUGUGGAUCAUAAGCUAUAAAAAUUUUCUCUCAUGGGAAGUUGUUGAUGGCUGGCCAAAGAAUAUUAGGUUCUCAUUUGAGAAGUGUACCUAUUAUUUCAAGAUUGCUGUUGCUUUGGCUGUUGCUGCUAUACCUGAAGGAUUGCCUGCUGUCAUUACGACUUGUUUGGCCCUUGGGACUCGGAAGAUGGCACAAAAGAAUGCCAUUGUGCGGAAGCUACCUAGUGUUGAGACAUUGGGUUGUACAACAGUAAUUUGCUCUGACAAGACAGGCACGCUUACAACGAAUCAGAUGUCAGUUACUGAAUUUGUAACCUCAGGUCACACUGCCAGUUCAAUUCAAGAAUUUCAUGUAGAAGGAACAACAUAUAACCCCACUGAUGGGAGCAUCUUAGAUUGGCCUGCACACAUGAGUGCAAAUUUGGAAACUCUAGCAGAAAUUUCUGCAAUUUGCAACGAUGCAGGAAUUUCUUGUCAGAGUCACCAGUUCCGUGCUACAGGAUUGCCCACUGAGGCAGCUCUGAAGGUUUUCGUUGAAAAGAUGGGAAUCUCUGGUUUGAAGGCGAUGAACAUUGGUAAUGGUGGAAACCAUAUUGCCAACUAUGCUAUUGAGAAUGGCACAGUAAAAUUAGUUUAUUGUGAUCAGUUGAUAGCAAAGUCAAAGAGAUUGGCUUUGUUGGAGUUUGAUCGAACCCGGAAAUCUAUGGGUGUUAUUGUUAGGAAUCCUUCUGGACAAAAUCGCCUCUUAGUUAAGGGUGCUAUGGAAAAUGUAUUAGAAAGAUGUUCUUUCCAACAAUUAGCAGAUGGAACCAUAAUUGAAAUGAAUGAUGUAUCUAGGGAGUUACUCUUAAAGAGGCUUCACCAAAUGAGUUCUAAGGCUUUGCGUUGUUUAGGCCUUGCAUAUAAAGAAGACCUGGGAGAGUUUUAUGAUUAUGAUGGAGGGAAUCAUCCUGCUCAUAUGAAAUUGUUGGACCCUGAUAAUUAUUCUCAGAUAGAGAAUAAUUUGAUCUUUUCUGGUCUUGUCGGAUUGAGAGACUGUCCUCGUGAAGAAGUUCAUGAAGCAAUAAAAGAUUGUAGAGAAGCUGGUAUUCGUGUGAUGGUGAUCACUGGUGAUAACAAGUUCACAGCAGAAGCCAUAUGUCGGGAUAUUGGUGUAUUUUAUGAAGGAGAGGAUCUCAGUGGAAAAAGUUAUACUGGAAGAGAAUUUAUGGAACUGCCCUUGAGCAAGCGUCGUGAAGUUUUGGCAAAGCCUGGUGGUCGUGUUUUCUCUCGAGCAGAACCUAGGCAUAAGCAGGAUAUAGUCCGCAUGCUCAAAGAAGCUGGUGAGGUUGUUGCAAUGACUGGAGAUGGUGUAAACGAUGCACCUGCUUUAAAGCUUGCAGACAUUGGAAUUGCUAUGGGAAUUGCUGGUACAGAGGUUGCCAAGGAAGCAUCAGAUAUGGUCUUGGCUGAUGAUAAUUUCAGCACUAUUGUGUCUGCUGUUUCAGAAGGUCGUUCAAUUUACAAUAACAUGAAAGCUUUCAUAAGGUACAUGAUAUCAUCAAAUAUUGGUGAGGUAGCUUCUAUAUUUAUAACUGCUGCAUUAGGCAUGCCUGAUGGCUUGAUACCAGUGCAGCUUCUUUGGGUAAAUUUGGUCACAGACGGUCCUCCUGCAACAGCUCUUGGUUUUAAUCCUUCUGACAUAGAUAUUAUGAGAAAACCACCUCGGAAAAGUAAUGAUGCCCUAAUUAAUGCCUGGGUGUUUUUCCGCUACAUGGUCAUUGGUUUAUAUGUGGGGCUUGCAACGGUUGGUAUAUUUGCUUUGUGGUUCACACAUGAUUCAUUUUUAGGGAUAAACUUAUCUGCAGAUGGCCACACGUUGGUAACCUUUUCACAGCUCACCUCAUGGAGUGAAUGUCCAUCUUGGGAAGGUUUUAGUGUUUCACCAUUUUCAGCUGGUGUGAGAAUUCUUUCAUUUGAUUCCAAUCCUUGUGAUUAUUUUUCAAGUGGAAAAGUCAAAGCAACAACUCUUUCUCUCUCUGUACUAGUGGCCAUUGAGAUGUUCAACUCACUUAAUGCCCUGUCUGAGGACAAUAGUCUGCUCACCAUGCCACCAUGGAUUAAUCCUUGGCUAAUGUUGGCAAUGUCUGUUUCUUUUGGGCUUCAUGCUUUGAUCCUUUAUGUACCGUUUCUUGCCAACAUUUUUGGCAUUGUACCCUUGAGCUUGAGCGAGUGGUGUUUAGUUAUGGUAGUUUCAUUUCCAGUGAUAUUGAUAGAUGAAGUUUUGAAGUUCAUUGGAAGGACAAUGUCAAGAAGACACCAGAAGUAUAAAACUAUUUAACUGUGGACUGCCUUUAUUUGGCUUUUCUAACUGGCUGUCUCUACAAUUUUGCAAAAUGUAUUGUCUCCAAGAUAAUUUUUGUCACCUGGAAUUUUUUCAUCAACUCUACAAUACAUAAGAGGAGACUUGAUCGAGGGUCAUGCAUUGGUUUCAAUUAACAAAUAAGGUGACCUCUGGAAAGGAAAAUGAGCAACGUAUUUGCUGUCCUUAAUGUAAUCAGACAAGGUUUCCAAAGGCAUAUCUCUGUAAUGCAUCUCAACUUUUGAUGAUAGAAAUGUUCUUUAUACUAAUCCAAACUGACAUGUUUGUAUCUGAUUUUCAUGUUGUAUAUGUAAAACUUUAUUGCGAAGUAAACUGAAAUUGUUGCCGAAUAGGUGUCUUUC
Messenger RNA from Cryptomeria japonica (Japanese cedar), 3807 nucleotides. Its product is annotated as calcium-transporting ATPase, endoplasmic reticulum-type. Gene Ontology annotation, biological process: calcium ion transmembrane transport; intracellular calcium ion homeostasis. Gene Ontology annotation, cellular component: membrane. Lineage: Eukaryota; Viridiplantae; Streptophyta; Pinopsida; Cupressales; Cupressaceae. The record is from RefSeq and is a predicted model, not a curated record. Gene Ontology annotation, molecular function: ATP hydrolysis activity; P-type calcium transporter activity; ATP binding. The transcript has 9 exons. Bases 272 to 3424 code for a protein of 1050 amino acids.